CAGCUGACUCCAGAGGCAAGGCUGUAGUCAGCAAACACUCGUGGCCUCAGGAUGGCGAAGGAUCUCUUCAGAACCCCAGCCUGUGAGCUGGAUACGUUCAUAGAAGAUCACCUCCUUCCUGACACCACAUUUCUUACUGAGGUCAGAGCAGACGUGGAGUUCAUAUGUGCUUUCCUGAUGGAGAGAUGCUUCCAAGGUGCCACCCACCCUGUGAGGGUCUCCAGGGUUGUGAUGGGUGGCUCCUACAAUGAAUACACCGUGCUCAAAGGCAGGUCAGAGGCCAACAUGGUGGUGUUCUUUAACAAUCUCACCAGCUUUGAGAAUCAGUUAAAGCGACGGGGAGAGUUCAUUGAGGAAAUUCGGAAACAACUGUGCCAGUUGCAGCAAGAGAAACAAUUUAAAGGGAAGUUUGAGGUCCAGAGCUCAGAGCAGCCCAACUCCAGGUCUCUGAGCUUCAAGCUGAGCUACCCCGAGUGCCAGCAGGAGGUGGAAUUUGAUGUACAGCCAGCCCGUGAUGCCCUGUAUGAAGGCCGAGAUUCCCCAGGACUGUGUCCUUCUAUGAGCGCCAAACCACCUGUUAGGAUGCUCUCAGGUCAGGGAUAGGAGAUCCUUUCUCUGCUGCAGGCCCUUGGCCCAGAAGGGGAGAAAGCUGCCUAAGGCCCCAAUCAGGGAGGGUCCAACCUGUGAUCAGACUCCAAGCUUCUAACCACUGCCUUCCACUCCUGCAUCCUGUCCCAUCACAGACAGUCUUCCUCACAGCCUGCUUCAUCUGCCUUACCCACCAACAGUUCUCUGAGAGAGGAGCGAUUCAGAAGGAGAGGCAGAAACUCAAGCUUGACUUCUACCUGUCCACCUGUUGGGAGGUUCUGUCCAAUGUCUGAUGCACAAUAAUAAAUCACAGCAAGCUA
This is a messenger RNA of Mastomys coucha (southern multimammate mouse), 908 nucleotides long. Its product is annotated as inactive 2'-5' oligoadenylate synthetase 1C-like. Gene Ontology annotation, biological process: regulation of ribonuclease activity; negative regulation of viral genome replication; defense response to virus. The record is from RefSeq and is a predicted model, not a curated record. Gene Ontology annotation, cellular component: nucleoplasm; membrane; cytosol. The transcript is spliced from 3 exons. Bases 52 to 603 code for a protein of 183 amino acids. NCBI's taxonomy places the organism in Eukaryota, Metazoa, Chordata, Mammalia, Rodentia, Muridae. Gene Ontology annotation, molecular function: double-stranded RNA binding; nucleotidyltransferase activity.